UGUCAAAAAGCUUUAUCUUUCUCAAACGCCAGUUCGCGAGUUGCAUUUUAUGUUUGUUGGUAUCUAGUAAAAUGUUAGCUAGUUCUGAUUUUGAAUGUUUUCAAAUGGAAUUAGUGUAUAUGCUGGAUAAGUCCAAUCCGAAUUUACUAAAUUAAAGUCUACCCAAGUUAAUAAAAUAUAUUCCAUUGAUUAUAAAGCUUUGGAAUUUAGAAAAUACCCCACAUCAAACAGAUUAAUCAGAUUUUAAGUAUCUCAUUUCAAUCACCGACAUUCAUAGGAAACGACACCGUUUUGGUUUUCAUUCAAAAAAUUACUAAUUUACCCAAUUAAAUUCUUGGGUUGAGAUCCAUGUUCAGUCUCUCAGUAACAUCAAGAAUCCAAGAAUCUACUGAAAGAACUUGGAACUGCGUUUUACAACUUUUCCAGUUAAUUUGGGAUACAGUUUAUAACAUCAGCCAUCCAAUAAUGCCUAAAACCAGAAAAAGACACCAUUCCCAUUCUAAAAGUAGAUCUAGGUCAAAUUCAACAAAUAGAAACCACGGAAAACGAAGAAGAAACGAUUCUCAUGAUAAGGACAAGAAAAAGUUAGAGUCAACAACAUAUGAAAGUCCUCCAUAUAAAAGAUCUGUAAGUAGCCAGAGAGCACAUAGAUCUCGCCAAUAUGAAAGGGGGUCAAGUGCAGAUAGAAGAUAUAAACGUAGCCAUAAAAGAUCUCCUACGUCAAAAAAGAAUAGGCGCUAUCAUGAAGGAACUUCCUCUAAAAAGAAACAUGCAAGCAGGAAGAAAACUCCUCAUACUGCUGAUGAUCAAAAAUCUAACCGUAUCCUUACUGCUCAGGAUGAUGAUGAAGGCCAUCUUGUUUAUAAUCCAGGAGAUGUUCUGCAGGACAGAUAUAAAAUCUUAGGAACUCUUGGUGAAGGUACGUUUGGAAAAGUAGUAAAAGUUCGAGAUUUAGAAAUGGAUCAUAUUAUGGCACUAAAAAUAAUAAAAAAUGUAGAAAAAUACAGGGAAGCUGCCAAAUUGGAAAUCAAUGUUCUUGAAAAACUAGCUGAUAAAGAUCCCGAUUGUAUACACCUAUGUGUGAAAAUGUUAGACUGGUUUGACUAUCAUGGGCACAUGUGUAUUGCAUUUGAAAUGUUGGGUUUAAGUGUUUUUGAUUUUCUAAAAGAAAAUAGUUACCAACCAUAUCCUCUUGACCAAGUAAGACACAUUAGCUACCAACUAUGCUAUUCUGUUAAAUUUUUACAUGAUAACAAAUUAACACACACUGAUUUGAAACCGGAAAACAUAUUAUUUGUUGACUCUGAAUAUGAAGUAUUAUUUCACAAUAAAAAGAAAAAAGAUGUAAGGAAAGUAAAAAGGACUGAUGUUAGACUGAUUGAUUUUGGCAGUGCUACCUUUGACCAUGAACAUCACAGUACAAUUGUAUCAACUCGCCACUACAGAGCCCCUGAAGUCAUUCUAGAAUUAGGCUGGAACCAGUCUUGUGAUGUUUGGUCUAUAGGUUGUAUUUUAUUUGAAUUGUACCUGGGAAUAACACUAUUCCAAACACAUGAUAAUAGAGAACAUCUGGCAAUGAUGCAAAGGAUUCUAGGUGAGAUACCUGUGAGAAUGGCCCGAAAAACCAAAACAAAGUACUUUUACAGAGGAAAAUUGGAGUGGGAUGAAAAAAGUUCAGCUGGAAGAUAUGUACGGGACAACUGCAAACCUUUGAUAAAAUACAGGCAACUGGAUGAUGAAGACCAUAAUGCAUUAUUUGAUUUGAUCACACAAAUGCUCAAAUAUGAACCAUUGGAAAGAAUUACCCUGAAGGAUGCUUUGACCCAUCCAUUUUUCAACAAAAUUCAACCUCAUCAACAUCUCUCAGAUAUUUCAGAAGUUACAACAAAAACGGUCCAGAAGUUACCUAGAUGAAAUUUGAUGUGACCCCUUUCAUUUUUAGUUAAUAUAUUUUUUGUCAUUCUGGAAUUUGCGGUUUUAAUAGAUUUAAAAAUAAUAUUCAUAAUUUUUUUGGCAUUUAUUUCAUCAUCACUAUGAGGUUGUCAUUUUUGUUAUGCAAACUAUUUUAUCUGUGAUAACUCUUUCGGAAUGAUUCAACUUAUAAUAAGUAUAUUUUAAUUCUGACUAUGUGAAUCAUCGUUUUGUUUUAAUGGGUUAUUGGACCAUUGAAUUGAAUUAAAAUUUUUGUGAUGUGUUUCAUGUUAGCUACAAUUUUUUUAAUAAAGUGAAUAUUGUAUCUGAUGAUAUUCAUUCCUAGUAAUUACACCCUUUGUCAAGAGGAUAUUUUAAAAAUAUUCAAUUCUUGAUUUGUAUUCAAAAACAAUAACUUCUUUAAAUUUUAGAAAUAAAAUUGCAUAAUUUUAUUUCUCAGAUUUAACGUUUAAUUGAAUAUGCUGUUGAAUAAAAUUAAGCAACAAUGGCAUAUUGUUGUUAAUUUUGUCUAGGGGUCUACUUUGAAUACUUAUUUAAAUCAAAAUUUGGUUUUCACUUUCCUCUAGAUACUUUUGUACAUAUUGCUUAAAAUUAGAGAUAAACUACAUAAAUUGCCUAUGUAAAUUAAUUUCAAAAUCUUAUGUUUUAAAUAUAUUAACUUGUAAAAACCAUUUUAAACACUGUAUUAUAUAUAAUCCAAAUUUCAAUAAUUUAUUUAAACAAUGUAUGUAAAAUAUAUUCGAAAUUUAUCACUUGAAAAAUUUUUUGUAUUAUUACUGAUGACUUUGAAGUUCUGUACUGAUGUUUUAGUAAAAUAAAAUGUUUA
This is a messenger RNA of Psylliodes chrysocephalus, 2758 nucleotides long. The record is from the annotation of a GenBank genome assembly. Lineage: Eukaryota; Metazoa; Arthropoda; Insecta; Coleoptera; Chrysomelidae.